GGAAACAUUCUGGAUUCCGGCAUCGAGCAUACGGUUGUUGAAUUCAUUCUUAGAGGAAAUGAAGACAAUCCGUUUCAUAAUGGAGCGUAGGCUAGAUGAGUUAGGGGUAACAGAAAAUAUCGACGAAGAGACUAGAAUGGAGGGCUUAUAAAUCACCAAAUUUCAAGCGUUUCUAAAAGCUGUUUAAGAAAUUUCAGGUAAAGUUCUCGCGAUAUUCUUUUACUAGCCUAGUAGGCAUCGAGGAGCCUUGCAUGAAAUAAAAUCUCGCGAGAUCUCUGUAGUGGCGGAACCGGAGACGAGGAAGAAUUGUGAUCUCACGAAAGCGCUUGGGAGCACUCGCGAGAUCUGAAGCGCCGACCCCAAAAACGCUUUUAGGAAGUUUAAGGCCCAAAGGAGGUCCCAGGGCCAAUGGCCGGAGCUGGGCCGACCAUGCUACUACGAGAGGAGAAUGGCUGUUGCAGUCGGCGUCAGAGCAGCUCCAGCGCCGGGGACUCUGAUGGGGAACCGGAGGACUCGCCAGCAGCGCGUGCACGGCAGCAACUAGAGGCACUGCUCAACAAGACCAUGCGUAUUCGUAUGACAGAUGGAAGGACACUAGUUGGCUGCUUCCUGUGCACCGAUCGCGACUGUAACGUCAUCCUGGGCUCUGCGCAAGAGUUCCUCAAGCCUUCUGAUUCAUUUUCUGCGGGGGAACCCCGUGUGCUGGGUCUGGCCAUGGUACCAGGACACCACAUCGUUUCUAUUGAAGUCCAAAGGGAGAGUCUGUCGGGGGGCCCGUAUCUCUGACCACGAUUGCACUUCUCUUUGAGACCAUUAAACCCUAUGACCAAA
Messenger RNA from Arvicanthis niloticus (Nile rat), 831 nucleotides. It is a transcript of the gene Naa38, whose product is annotated as N-alpha-acetyltransferase 38, NatC auxiliary subunit. Gene Ontology annotation, molecular function: RNA binding. Lineage: Eukaryota; Metazoa; Chordata; Mammalia; Rodentia; Muridae. The record is from RefSeq and is a predicted model, not a curated record. Gene Ontology annotation, cellular component: NatC complex.